This is a messenger RNA of Macaca mulatta (Rhesus monkey), 900 nucleotides long. The record is from RefSeq and is a predicted model, not a curated record. Lineage: Eukaryota; Metazoa; Chordata; Mammalia; Primates; Cercopithecidae.
CAGCCCAUCCUCACUGGGCUGUUCCUGUCCAUGUACCUGGUCAUGAUGCUGAGGAACCUUCUCAUCAUCCUGGCUGUCAGCUCUGACUCCCACCUCCACACCCCCACAUACUUUUUCCUCUCCAACCUGUCCUUGGCUGACAUUGGUUUCACCUCCACCACCAUUCCCAAGACAAUUGUGGACAUCCAGGCUCACAGAGUUCUCUCCUAUGCAGGCUGCCUUAAACAGAUGUCUUUCUUUAUAAUUUUUGGGUGUAUGGAUGACAUGCUGCUGACCAUGAUUGUCUAUGACUGGUUUGUGGCCAUCUGUCACCCCCCGCACUACCCAGUCAUCGUGAACCCACGCCUCUGUGGCUUCUUAAUAUUGGUGUCUUUUUUUCUUAGCCUGUUGGACUCCCAGAUGCACAAUUUGAUUGCCUUACAAAUUACCUGCUUUGAGAAUGUGGAAAUUUCCAAUUUCUUCUGUGACCCCUCUGAACUCCUCACCCUGGCCUGUUCUGACCCCUUCAUCAAUAACAUCAUUAUGUAUAUUUUUGUUGUAAUAUUUGGAUUUUUUCCUAUCUCAGGUAUUGUUUUCUCUUACUAUAAAAUUGUCUCCUCUACUUUGAGAGUCCCAUCUUUAGGUGGGAAGUAUAAAGCCUUCUCCACCUGUGGCUCUCACCUGGCAGUUGUUUGCUUAUUUUAUGGAACAUUUCUUGGCGUGUACCUCAGUUCAGGUGUGUUCUCUUCCCGCAGAAAGGCUGCGGUGGCUUCAGUGACGUACACUGUGGUCACCCCCAUGCUGAACCCAUUCGUCUACAGCCUGAGAAACUGGGACAUUCAAAGUGCCCUGUGGAGGCCGGGCAUGGCGGCUCACGCCUCUCUCCACUUCCUUAGAGGAGCCAUCAAAUCAGGGUCUUAG